Metarhizium acridum CQMa 102 is the source of this 1047-nucleotide messenger RNA. NCBI's taxonomy places the organism in Eukaryota, Fungi, Ascomycota, Sordariomycetes, Hypocreales, Clavicipitaceae. The record is from RefSeq and is a predicted model, not a curated record.
AUGACUGCUAUUGAUACAUGCAACAUUUCUGCUCAGAAGCCGCAUCCCAGAAUUAGUGUUGCUGCUUCGCGUGCCCCGAGGCUCUGGCGGCUUAUGAAAAAGUCCGAGCAUUACCCGAACCGAGAUUUCUUCCUCCUGCAUUUUCUGAAACGAGGAUCGUACAUGAUGAGACAUUGGCUACAUCAAAACGCACACGCGGUUCCACUCGUUAUGAAUCCAGAGGAUCACGCCCAUAGACAGUAUCCCGAGCGUUUGCAGCAUGUGCAACGUCUAUUUGGUGAUCGAUGGUAUGGAAGAAGUGACGACAAGCUGAAGAGAAGCAAGUAUAUAUUUCCAAUUGACGAGGAAGAGCUGCAGCGCUUGGAUAUAUUUCACAAACUCUUCCUCACAGCUCGGGGCAAUGCCCUGUUCUCGUCGCCACUGGAUCCCACAACAGACUUACGGAUCCUUGAUCUCGGGACAGGAACGGGGAUCUGGUCAAUUGACAUGGCCGAACACUUAAAACCGAAUGUCGGAUAUUUAGAGCAGGUAGAAAUAGAUUGGGAACCACGAUUCAAGGGCGGCAAUAUUCCGUACAAAUGCGCCCUUGUCGACUGGACUGACAAGUUGCUGCGCGCCAUGGAUCGGCACGGUCGUUCGAUGAGAGUGGAACCAGAGCGAACGAGAAGACAACUCAGAACUGCUGGAUUUUCAGAUAUCCACGAUUGCUCAAUCAGGGUCGGCUUCACUCCUUGGUCGGAAGACCGUCACGAGAGAGACGUAGCAUUAUGGUUUGGGGCUGGUUUUAGUCGCGCCAUUAAAGCCCUGUCCUACGGCCCUAUGAGCUUGUAUCUUACCAUGUCUAUCAAGGACAUCGACCUGCUUUGCGAAGCCGUUCUCGACGACUUACGCACUGCACGAUACAAAGCCUAUUGCAGAAUCAAGGCACUCUUAAUCACGAACCGUCUGGAGGCGGAUCAUACCAGCUUCUUCGUUGGCGCGGACCGCCUCAUUCCUCCCCCCCUCAAAACUCCCGUACAUGGCCAACCUCCCAUGCUGAACUGUUAG